This is a messenger RNA of Melopsittacus undulatus (budgerigar), 418 nucleotides long. RefSeq names its product proprotein convertase subtilisin/kexin type 5-like. The annotation marks the transcript as partial. Gene Ontology annotation, biological process: peptide hormone processing. The record is from RefSeq and is a predicted model, not a curated record. Lineage: Eukaryota; Metazoa; Chordata; Aves; Psittaciformes; Psittaculidae. Gene Ontology annotation, molecular function: serine-type endopeptidase activity. The transcript is spliced from 3 exons. Gene Ontology annotation, cellular component: Golgi membrane; trans-Golgi network.
GGACGAAGAGGCUUAGGUUCAGUCUUCGUUUGGGCAUCUGGAAAUGGUGGAAGAAGUCGUGACCACUGCUCCUGUGAUGGCUACACCAACAGCAUCUAUACUAUCUCCAUAAGCAGCACCGCUGAAAGUGGGAAGAAGCCAUGGUAUCUGGAAGAAUGUGCAUCCACACUAGCUACAACAUACAGCAGUGGAGAAUCCUACGACAGGAAAAUUAUCACCACAGACCUGAGGCAGCGUUGCACAGACAGCCAUACCGGAACCUCAGCCUCUGCACCUAUGGCUGCUGGCAUCAUUGCACUGGCACUGGAAGCAAAUCCAUUUCUGACCUGGAGAGACAUACAGCAUAUUAUUGUCAGAACUUCACGUGCAGGACAUCUGAAUGCUAAUGACUGGAAAACGAAUGCAGCUGGUUAUAAGG